Molecule: messenger RNA, 1188 nt
Organism: Malassezia vespertilionis
Lineage: Eukaryota; Fungi; Basidiomycota; Malasseziomycetes; Malasseziales; Malasseziaceae
Gene: RPF2
Product: rRNA-binding ribosome biosynthesis protein rpf2
Exons: 1
Coding region: 1-1188 (395 amino acids)
Biological process (GO): maturation of LSU-rRNA from tricistronic rRNA transcript (SSU-rRNA, 5.8S rRNA, LSU-rRNA); ribosomal large subunit assembly
Cellular component (GO): nucleolus
Molecular function (GO): rRNA binding
Source: RefSeq, a predicted model, not a curated record
AUGCUUCCUGUGGUGAAGCCGAAGAAUGCGCGCUCGAAGCGCGCACUUUCGCAACGCGAGUCGAAAGAGUAUGAGAAUGCCAAGACGUCAAUCUUUGUCAAAGGCAGCCGCACGUCGGAAAAGGUGAACAUGGUGAUGAAGGACCUUGCUGCAUUAAAAAAACCAGAGGUGAUCCCAUUCAACAAACACAACGACGUGCUUCCUUUCGAGGAUGCCUCCAGUAUUGAGUUCUGGGGACAGAAGAACGAUGCUAGCCUGUUUCUUGUAGGCAGCAGCCAGAAGAAGCGGCCAGACAAUUUGUGCUGGGUGCGCCUGUUUGACGGCCAGGUGCUGGAUAUUCUCGAAAUGGGCAUUCUAGACGCGGUGGAUACACGUAUAUUCAAGGGACCGAAGCCCAGUGUUGGCAUGCGCCCCCUCUUUCACUUUUCAGGGCCCGAGUUUGCGGCAGAUACGCUGGAGGGCGACCGCCUGCAAGCGGCAGGUGCGAGCUACGAAGCUUCCAAUGCAUUCCUGCAUCUCAAGUCACUCCUACUUGACUUCUACCGCGGCGAAGAGCUGCAACCCAACAAUAUUGCGCUCAGUGGCCUUGAGUACGUCAUCUCUGUGACCAUUGCACCAUCGACGAAGAAGGAGGCCGAACAGCCAUCGCAGGAUCUCGAGAGUCUCUACCGCGCUGCGGGGCUCUCGGACAAGAUCACAGGAGGCACUCUAGUGCACAAGGCGCCGUCGUGUGUUGUGCAUUUCCGUGUGUACAUGGUGCGCAUGGUCGCAUCGGGGUCCAAGACGCCCCGGGUGGAGCUGAGUUCGUGCGGCCCUUCGAUCGACUUUGAGCUUCGCAGGCGUCUCCCGGCGGGUGAUCGUAUGCUGCAGGCGCUCCGGCGCCCGAAGACGGCCGAGCAGAGGAACACGCAAGGCAAAGGCAAGCGCAAGAACAUUGACACGGACGUUAUGGGCGAUAUGGUCGGCCGUGUUCAUCUCGGCAAGCAGGAUCUUUCGACACUCAAUGUCAAGAAGGUCAAAGGACUUCGCGGUGCUCGUUUUGAUGAGGAAGAUGGAAACCUUGCAUUUGGGGACGAAGACGAGGACGGGGACGAGGAUGAGGAUGACGAGGGUGUUGAGGACGACGAGGAGUUUGAGGAGGAGGAGGAUGAGUUUGAGGAGGAGUCUGAAGAGGAAGAUGAGGAAUAG